UGUAUCUAUUUUUGAUUUUUAGUCCCUUUGUUUCCAGGCUAUCUCUCUCUUUCUCGUUUCUUUUCCUGAAUUGAUUGAUCGCCGGGAAAUCUUAGCCGUCCGAUCAACAAUCGUAUACUCCCGAGAAGAUCUCUUCUAUCAGUCCCAAUGGUCUGAUUUUCACCAACCCCUCCUCAGAUCUCCGAUAACACUCCGGUAUCAUUUCUAAGGCCACAACUUCAUUUAUCGGCGGGAUUACGAAACUGAUGAGCCUUGCUUGAUCCAGGAGAGGCAUAGAGUGGAGUCUACCUCUGAUGAGCCUUGCUUGAUUCGAAUCUGAAUACUCAGGGUUUUAAUUCGUCCUUCGUUCACUUCUGAGCUCUUUAGCUUAGUGAAAUCUCCUCGUCUUAGAAACUUAGGGUUUCUAGUUUGUGGGCAGAAAAGAACAGUGUGCUUCUUUUGAGUUUCUCUGCUCUUAGCUGCGUCAGCCAUGUUUAAGAAAAUCAUGAAAGGUGGGCAUCGAAAGCCCUCUAAAUCCGAAGCUAAUGAACCUUCUAGUUAUGGUAUUGGUCCUCCGGGUAGGCCAGGUCCUGGGUCCAAUGUGGUUGUUAGUCACGCGUCUCGUGGUGCAUUGGUUAAUUCGUCUCCGUCGCCUGGGGCGGCUACUUCACCACCUCCGCCUAUGGGCUCCGUGGAGCCACUCCCCUUGUUCAGAGAUGUGCCUGUUUCGGAGAGGCAAUCCUUGUUCUUGAGGAAACUUCAGAAUUGCUGUUUCCUGUUCGAUUUCACUGACACGAUUAAGAACGCCAGAGAGAAGGAGAUUAAGAGGCAAACGUUGUUGGAGUUGGUUGAUUUUAUACAGUCUGGAUCUAGUAAGAUCUCAGAGUCGUGUCAGGAAGAAAUGAUUAAGAUGAUUUCUGUUAAUAUUUUCCGGUGUCUCCCUCCAGCUUCACAUGAGAAUACUGGCCAAGAACCUGCAGAUCCUGAGGAAGAGGAACCUUAUUUGGAACCUUCUUGGCCUCAUUUGCAGCUAGUGUACGAAUUGCUACUGAGAUAUGUCGUUUCUACUGACACGGAUACAAAGGUCGCUAAACGGUAUAUCGACCAUUCUUUUGUGUUGAAGUUGCUUGACUUGUUCGAUUCUGAGGACCCGAGAGAGAGGGAGUAUUUGAAAACCAUUCUUCAUAGGAUAUAUGGGAAGUUUAUGGUUCACAGGCCUUUUAUUAGGAAAGCAAUCAACAACAUAUUCUUUAGGUUUAUUUAUGAGACAGAGAGACACAGUGGGAUUGGGGAACUCUUGGAGAUUUUAGGUAGUAUCAUAAACGGGUUUGCGUUGCCUAUGAAGGAGGAGCACAAGCUGUUCUUAAUCAGGGUGCUGAUACCAUUGCAUAAGCCAAAACCAAUUGUUGUAUAUCAUCAGCAGUUAUCUUAUUGCAUCGUUCAGUUUGUGGAAAAAGAUUAUAAACUGGCGGAUACAGUAAUCAGGGGAUUGUUAAAGUAUUGGCCCGUGACAAACUGCGCGAAGGAGAAUCUCUUCCUUGGAGAACUUGAAGAAGUUCUUGAGGCAACACAGCCUGUCGAGUUCCAGCGUUGCAUGGUUCCGUUAUUCCAACAGAUUGGUCGCUGCCUCACGAGCUCUCACUUUCAGGUUGCAGAACGGGCGCUGUUCUUGUGGAACAAUGAGCACAUCGUGGGUCUAAUCGCGCAGAACCGAAGCGUGAUCCUUCCAAUCAUAUAUCCUGCACUGGAGAAGAACAUCCAGUCUCAUUGGAACCAAGCAGUUCAUGGCCUAACCACAAAUAUCAAGAAAAUGUUCAUGGAAAUGGAUCCUGAACUCUUUGAAGAAUGCCAGAGACAGUAUGAAGAGAAACAAGCAAAAUCUAAAGAAGUGGAAGAACAACGACAAUAUACAUGGAAGAGAUUAGCAGAAGUUGCGGUGGAGCGAGACGGAGGAGGAGAAGAAGAUCAUAUGAUCACUUCCUAGAUCGAUCAAAAGGGUAUUAUUAUUCUUUCACUUUUCUUUUUUUUUUGGGUUUGGUUCUCAUUUAAUCAAAUCGUUCACUAUUAAUUUUUCUUUAUCGAUCUUCUUCGAUUUGAUUUUGUUUUGAGAAUCAUCGGUUAAAAUUUGAUAGCUCAGAGAAGAAGUAGAGAGAAGUGAGCUAUUAUUACUGAAUAUGUUAGUAGUAAGAAUGUGUUUGUGAUCUUCUGUCUAAUUUUUUUGUAUCCGUGGAAGGCACUUUAAAUUUGUAAAAUUUGAAUUAUAUAAUACUACUGGAUGUUUGUAGCUUGUGUUACUACUUA
This is a messenger RNA of Capsella rubella, 2280 nucleotides long. RefSeq names its product serine/threonine protein phosphatase 2A 57 kDa regulatory subunit B' beta isoform. The transcript is spliced from 2 exons. NCBI's taxonomy places the organism in Eukaryota, Viridiplantae, Streptophyta, Magnoliopsida, Brassicales, Brassicaceae. Gene Ontology annotation, molecular function: protein phosphatase regulator activity. Gene Ontology annotation, biological process: signal transduction. The coding region runs from base 470 to 1963 and encodes 497 amino acids. Gene Ontology annotation, cellular component: protein phosphatase type 2A complex. The record is from RefSeq and is a predicted model, not a curated record.